Dromaius novaehollandiae (emu) is the source of this 3543-nucleotide messenger RNA. It is a transcript of the gene ORC5, whose product is annotated as origin recognition complex subunit 5. Gene Ontology annotation, biological process: DNA replication initiation; DNA replication. Gene Ontology annotation, cellular component: nuclear origin of replication recognition complex; nucleus. The transcript is spliced from 17 exons. Bases 375 to 1856 code for a protein of 493 amino acids. Gene Ontology annotation, molecular function: DNA replication origin binding. The record is from RefSeq and is a predicted model, not a curated record. NCBI's taxonomy places the organism in Eukaryota, Metazoa, Chordata, Aves, Casuariiformes, Dromaiidae.
GCGGGCAGGGCCCCGUGUGCGGGCCCGCCCCUGCUGCCGGCGGGCUGUGCCCGGCCGCGGUCUCCGCAGCGCCCGGCGGAGCCAGAGCUGUGCGGGUCGCUCCUCGGCUCUGUUAACUUUCGUGAUGAGCAUAAAAAGAUGUGCCAGGUUGUGGGUGUUUUAGGGACAAAGGACUGAAAAAAAUCCUCUUAAGUCAUCAAAUCCAGCUGUGAAAUCCGGGUCGUGUCUGAGUUGUGCUUUCUGCAACCUUCGCAGGACUCGGCUGGAAGAUAAGUGCUUUCAGUACGUGCUGGCCAGAUCAUUUUGUUUUUUGUCCCUGCACCUCAAAAGUGACACACAUGUUUAGGUGACUGACUACAGGAGCAUCAAUCAAAAUGCCUAAUCUCGAACAUCCAGCGUAUCCAGCAGCUACACUGCUUCGCUUGGAAAGUUUGGUGCCUUGUCGUGAAUCCCAAGUGUCCAUGUUGCUGUCAAUAUUUGGAGAGCGUCAACAGUUUACUUUUCCGUCCAUCUUUAUAUAUGGACAUAAAUCUAGUGGAAAGACCUAUGUCAUGCAAACUCUUCUGAACACGUUACAGCUUCCUCAUGUGUUUGUGAACUGCGUGGAAUACUUUACUUCAAGACUUCUUUUAGAAGAAAUUCUCAUCCAGUUGCAGAACUGUUCUUCUGAGACAAAACAUGCUUCUCGUAUGCUUUGUGAUACUUUCAAUGACUUUGUACGUCUGUUUAAACAAGCUGUUGCUAGUCAAGAUCUUCAGGAUCAAACAUUAUACAUUGUACUGGAUAGAGCAGAGCAGCUAAGGGAAAUGGAGGCAAACAUCCUGCCAGCAUUUCUUAGGCUUCAGGAAUUGUACACCUGCAAAAAACUUGCAGAAAGGAAGAAUGAAACAUCAGCUUCCCAGACUGACAGAAAUGUGACAGUUGUCUUGCUCAGUGAAAUAGUAUGGGAGCUCUUCCGUCCAAGUACUGGAUGCUUUGAGCCAUUCACCUUAUAUUUUCCAGAUUACAGCAUAGGGCACUUGCAGAAGAUCCUGUCUCAUAAUCAUCCUCCAGAAUAUUCUGCAGAUUUCUAUGCUGCAUACAUUAAUAUUCUGCUUGGUGUCUUCUACAUGGUCUGCAGGGACCUCAAAGAACUUCAGCAUCUGGCAGCGCUCAAUUUUUCUAAAUACUGUGAACCAGUGGUCAGAGGAGAAGCAAAUGAACGUGACACCCGCAAACUCUGGAAAAAUAUUGAACCUCAUUUGAAGAAGGCAAUGCAGACUGUUUAUCUCCGGGAAAUAUCCAGCUCACAGUGGGAACGCUUACAGUGUGCUGAUGGAGAACCUGGGCAAUUGAAAGGACUUUCUGCACAUGCACAUGUGGAACUUCCUUACUACUCCAAAUUCCUUCUGAUAGCUGCUUACCUUGCCUCCUACAAUCCUGUUAGGACAGAUAAGAGGUUCUUUCUUAAGCAUCAUGGGAAAAUUAAGAAGACCAGCUUUAUGAAGAAACAUGAAAAGACCAGCAAUCAUCUCCUUGGGCCAAAGCCGUUCCCCCUGGACAGAUUGUUAGCAAUAUUAUAUAGUAUUGUGGACAACAGAGUUGCUCCAACUGCAAAUAUAUUUUCCCAGCGUCCCUUGCUGGCCUUUUCAAGAGGCACCAUACUGGAUCAGGAGGAAUCUUUGUUGCAUGUGAUAGUACUGAUGCACUUCAGUGAUAUCACCUCACUUGUGACACUCCAGCUGUUAGCCUUGGUUGGCCAUAAUGACCAGCUUGAUGGGCCCAGGUACAAAUGUACUGUAUCUCUGGAUUUCAUCAGAGCUAUUGCAAGGACGGUGAACUUCGACAUAAUAAAGUACUUGUACGAUUUCUUGUGAAAACAAGCCUCACAGCCAUAUGGACACUGUGACAAUGACUAAGGCAAGCUGUGUUCCUCUCUCUACUUAGCUGGCCAGAAAGAAGAGUAUUUUGGCUCUUUUGGAUUUGUCCAAACAGGUGCUGGCCCAGCAUGGAAUCUGAUGAAAAUACUCUGAUUGGUCUAGGUGGAUCUGAGCGGAGGACUAUUUACCAGGGACCCUGGAGUAUUUGGAAGCAAUGUGUUAAUUAUAAACAGCAGGGUUUGAGCACAAUCUGUUCUACUCUUAAUGAUGUUAUCUUAACACUGAAAUUGCCUGAAACCCAUUUACUUAGGACUGCAUUUUGCUCUAUGAACUCUCCCCAGUGCUUUGAACAUGGCAGCAGCCCUUGUUUGUAUGCCCAGUCUUUUCACUUCCUCUCCACAGGAAUCUUUGCAAUUGCCUGCCAAAGCAGCUUUUCCCGAGGCCACCAUUUUAGGAGAGUGGAGUAGCAAAAUACAGUAAACAUAAGAACAUAUUUAAAAUCAAGCUGGUAUCCUCCUUUCUCUUCAGUCAUGUGUAGGCAGACUGUUACACUGUUACAGGAGGAUCACAAUGAUAGGAAACUCCCCAAUUUAUCAGCAUACUGUCUCUUUUCAGACCAUUCAUAAAUGCUAGCUGUGAAUCUAUUUUUACUGAGAUUUUUUUAUUUAAAAAAUCGUUGACUCUUACAAUUCUAACCAGAUGUCGAACUUUAAAGGUUCUGUUUUUAUUUUAAGACUUGGUAAUCCUUUUAAGCUCAUCUGGUUUUACUGAGUGCAAAUUAUAGUGUUUUGAUUGAACACACUGUUGUGUGUUUUUAUAUGUGUAUCUAGUCUGUAGGGGAGGACAGCACAGCUACCUAUCUAUCAGGCAGGUAGAAAUUCAACAGGUGAUGGAGUGUCCGUGCAGCAGUACCCUAGAAGAGACAGAAUAUUGAAUAAUCAGUGUGUUGUCAUACCAUGUAUCUUUGACUGCAGCACCCAGGUAAGAGGAAGACGUAAACAUUAAUUUGAAAUUGAAUAUCAGGCUAUGAACUUGAUCUAUGCAGAAAGUAUACUCCAAUUAUAAAUUGUGUCUAGUUUACAAGUAGAGGAUGCCCAACUGCCGCUACUGCCCAGUUAAGGACAAUUUUGGAUAAAGAGUGUGGAGACCUGUUCUUUGUGAAUCUGAAGAUUUUUGUCUCCCUCUUGAAAACCAAAGGUUCCCCAGUGUAUUCCUCAGAUACUGUGCUCCUAAGUGCUGACCUUUGACUGUCUGACAGUACAAGACCACGCUAUGUUGACCAUUCUGGCUUUUUUAAAGGAAAAAUACCCCCGUUGAUCUCGGGUAAUGGAAAUGGUCAAAUACCGCAGAAUACUUGUAGCUGCUUUCUUCAGUCGUGAAUAUGUGGCUGAGCUUCUCAGUCUGGAUUCAGACCCAAAUGUACGAGUACCAGGUGAGUCAAAGCAAAAAAAGCCUCUUUCUGGCCAAACUGUCGUUUCCCCCCUCAGGAGAAUGUGAAAGGGCAGGAAUGAGUCAUCUCCGGGAUCUUCCCUUCCUACCGCUGAGCUGCAUCAAACCCUGCACCUGUCCAUGAGGUGGCAACAUUUGUCACACUUGCUGAAGUACUUGGAUGCAAAUACUUGACCUGCCUCAGAAUGUUUAUUGCCUGUUAUUGUUUUACUAAUAAAAAUGUAUGUAAGAUGAA